GCUGCUGUUUCACAUUGUCGGUUGGUUCAGUUUGCAAAACGCUGUGACACGCAAAGGAUUAUUAACGCGGACGAAACGUGUAGCGUUACGUAGUGUAGCGACUUAGCGCUGAGCAGCUUAGUGUGUCGCAUUCAUUCAUUAUAUGCGUAAUAGAAGCAUACUUUUGUGUGCCAUUUAGUUUUAUUGAAAAUAUACAAAAAAUUGCUAAAUUUUACAAAAGUUUGAAAAAUUACUUAUUAAUUUUUGAACAAGAAGUUUAGUGUUUUCGCGAGUUUUGUUUUAGUGUUAGUGCGAUUUGAAAGGUGUACGCAAUGUGCAGUUAUUAUAACGCGCCUACAAGUGUGCUACAUUUGCUCAUCUUGCCGGUCAUCUUGCUGCUGCUGCUGCAGCGCGUUCAGCAUGUUGCAGCAAUUAAAUGUUAUGUCUGCGAUUCCAGCGUUAAUCCAAGUUGUGCGAAUUUAAAAUCAAAUCGCAGCAUUGAGGCAGAGGAAUGUACUUUGGACAAAAUGAGAACAACCGGUACUUGGCUUUUCGAUUUAAAUCGUUUUGCGUACUUCGACACGGGCGCUAGUAAUGGACCACUAAUGAACUGCCAAAAGGUGGUGGCGAAAGAUCCACACACCAACGAAAUAGUGACAGCACGCUUCUGUCAAUUGGAUACCGCCGACUCGGACGCCUGUCAAAUAUUGGGCAACAAAUUGGGUUGGCCACCAGAGUUGGCGCGCAAUGCGAACCUCGACGAGGAUAAGAAAAAGAAGCGUAAGGGUAAGGGAGGCAAUAAUAAUGGUGGUAUAGACAAUCAGGAAGAUUCGGAACUGCACUGUUCCAUUUGCAAUACGGACGGCUGCAAUGGCAGUACCACCAGCGUUACUUGGGCUUGGAGUUCAUGGUGCGUCGGCAUGUCAACAAUACUUGUAGCAAUCGUCAGCAUAUUGCGCGCAAAAGUGUGGUGAAUAUGAAGCUUGAUAAGGCGCAAGUGGUGUGCGUUAGAACCCGCCGGCUGUUUUUGAACGAUUAGCAGAGAGAGUAUACACGAAAAAGCGAAGUUAAAACUAUUAUGAAAUGGUGCAAUAUAAUUUUAAGGUUAAGUUAAAUGGUCAAUAUGUCGCUCAACGGUGUAUUCCGCCGUAAGCGUUAAAGUGUUAAACGUUGCCAGUUAAAUGCCUUGUGUUUAAUAUAGUUUAAUGUGUAGUUGAGUCACCACCGUAUGUGCACACACUGUAAAUAUCCAUUCAAUACUGUUAUCUGUGUAAAUAUAGACAUAAACGUAUAAAAAUCCAUAUAUAUAUUUAUGAGAAUAGAUUUGUUACAAUAAUAAAAAAAUAAAACGAUAAUAAUCACUAACAUUCACUUAAGGCGGCUUACAUUGCGUGUUAUUACCGUUACGGCUUUAGUGAAAUAUGUAUGUAAAACUUUGAUAUUUCAUAAGUAUUAGUAUGAUGUGAAUUACUAUAGUGAAAACCUUUAAAUAUUGCUGAAAUUUAAUUAAAUUUGAAUUUGGAGUUUUUUAUCGACCUCUUGAGACAACUGAAAUUGAGUUCGAAGUUUGCUUUUCCGUUUCUGAAACACUAGUUUUAAUAGCUGAUCAUAUAUAGAGGAUUCUGUGAGCGAUUGUCAGGAAGAAAAUAGCAAUUGUCAAGAGAAAAGCAUUUUCUUCAAAGGUUUCAAGCUUUUAGACAUAUGUACCUCCGACCAUAGAAUUCUAGAACUCUGAAGGCUUAUCAAUAUUAAUCUGCAAAUUUCUAUAAGAUCGGACCGAUUCUUUCACCAGAUAGAAGAAUCUGUGAGCGACUGUAACGAAGCAAUCUCUUAAAGAAUUUUAGCUUACAAAAUAACCUCGGGCAUAGAAUUCAAGAAUUCUAUAGGCUUAUCAGUCAUCAUCUGGUAGUUUCCAUAAGAUCGGACUGUUUCUUUCAUUAAUUUGCUGAAAUAAUUGGGAAAGUAGACAUGGUUUGCACAAUUCUUACUGCAUUCAUUAUGUAGUCUAUAAGAAUAACUACAAUUGUUUCACUUAAUGAUCUAUCGUUACAUCAUAUAUAUGGUGCUUUGGGUA
This is a messenger RNA of Zeugodacus cucurbitae (melon fly), 2053 nucleotides long. RefSeq lists its product as uncharacterized. The coding region runs from base 312 to 953 and encodes 213 amino acids. The record is from RefSeq and is a predicted model, not a curated record. The transcript has 4 exons. Gene Ontology annotation, biological process: sleep; positive regulation of voltage-gated potassium channel activity; regulation of synaptic transmission, cholinergic. NCBI's taxonomy places the organism in Eukaryota, Metazoa, Arthropoda, Insecta, Diptera, Tephritidae.